This is a messenger RNA of Exophiala spinifera, 2016 nucleotides long. RefSeq lists its product as uncharacterized. Gene Ontology annotation, molecular function: endopolyphosphatase activity; exopolyphosphatase activity. NCBI's taxonomy places the organism in Eukaryota, Fungi, Ascomycota, Eurotiomycetes, Chaetothyriales, Herpotrichiellaceae. The record is from RefSeq and is a predicted model, not a curated record. Gene Ontology annotation, cellular component: fungal-type vacuole; membrane. Bases 1 to 2016 code for a protein of 671 amino acids. The transcript is spliced from 2 exons. Gene Ontology annotation, biological process: polyphosphate catabolic process.
AUGGUUCGCUUUGCGGGCGGCCUGCUGCUGUUCUCAGCAUGCGCAGUCGCAGUGCCGCCAAAGUACCCUUCCAACGGCCUAGGAAACCAACAGGCUGUGAUCAAGUCCCCGCAAGGACAGUCAAAUCUGAGAAAACUACAGGGAAGAUUCCUCCAUAUCACAGACAUUCACCCUGACCCCUUCUACAAGGUGCAUUCAGACCCGAGCGAGGCUUGCCACGCCGGCAAGGGCCAAGCUGGCUACUUUGGUGCUGAAGUGACAGACUGUGACACUCCUUUCUCCUUGGUCAACGCGACCUUCAGGUGGAUCGAAGAGAAUAUCAAGGAUGAUGUUGAUUUCGUUAUUUGGACUGGAGAUUCGGCACGGCAUGAUAAUGAUGAAAAUUAUCCAAGAUCAGACAAGCAGGUCAUCAAGCUCAACGAGUUCAUUGUGGAAAAGUUUGUAGAGACCUUUGGCAAGUCCGAUAACAUCGACGAUCCCGAUCCAACCAACGACUUUGUCGUCCCUAUUGUUCCUACCUUCGGCAACAACGAUAUCCUCCCUCACAAUAUCUUCACGCCGGGCCCGAACAAGUGGACGCGCACUUAUAGCAGUAUAUGGAAUAAGUUUGUGCCUCAAGCGCAACGGCAUUCAUUCGAAAGAGGAGGAUGGUUCUUCACCGAGGUUAUACCCAACAAACUGGUAGUCGUCAGUUUGAAUACGCUGUAUUUUUUUGACUCGAACUCUGUCGUGGAUGGCUGCGACGCCAAAUCAGACCCAGGCUAUGAGCAUAUGGAGUGGCUGCGAAUCCAGCUUCAAUUCAUGCGAGAACGAGGAAUGAAAGCCAUUCUCAUUGGCCACGUACCACCAGCAAGGACAGAAAGCAAGCAGAAUUGGGACGAGACUUGCUACCAGAAAUAUACGUUGUGGUUGAGGCAGUACCGCGAUGUGAUCAUCGCUUCCAUGUUUGGCCAUAUGAACGUCGACCACUUUAUGUUUCAGGAUGUCAAAAAUCUGAAAUAUAAGUUCAAGAUUGAUGGGGUUGACGACGAAUUUACGCGCCCCGAGCUCGGUGAUACCGGCCCGAUGAACAAGACACUGGCAAUCAGAGCCAAAGCAGCAUACCUCAACGAGCUUAGAGCCGACUGGGCCGCAUUACCCAAGCCUCCUGCGGGCCACUCUUAUCAGAUGGACACUUUUCGGGAUACUGUGGGGGACCAGAAGAAGAAGAAAAAGAAAAAAAAGGAGCCAAAUGAUGAGGAUAAAUUGGACGAGUUUCUGAAAGCCAUCGGCGGGCCCUGGGCUGAGAGAUUCAGUCUGAGUUUGGUGUCACCAAGUGUGGUUCCAAAUUUCUUCCCGACCCUUAGGGUGAUCGAAUACAACAUCACCGGUCUCGAAGAUGCUCACCCGGCUGUCGCAGCCAUUGGGACACCAGCAGACGAGACGGUUGACGAUUCGCCAAAUGAAGAGAGCGAUAAUGAACAACAAGCAUUCGAAGAUGGAAUCGAAGGCGGGAUGCAUGAUCUCAAAAAGAAGAAGAAAAAGAAGAAGGGUAAAAAGAAACCGAACUUUCAUGUGCCGAAACCUCCAUCCGCAUCGUCUCCUCCCGGCCCGGGUUAUUCAGCUCAGCCGCUUUCUUUGAUUUCCUGGACACAGUAUUAUGCCAACCUGACCAAAGUGCAUGAAAAGAUGGAUAAGGCGAAACACUUGAAGAAAAAAGAUCCUUAUCACUACUUUGGCUUCCAAGUCGAAUACGACACAAAAAGCGAUUCUGCUUACGAUAUGAAAGAUUUGACCAUGCGGUCGUGGCUGGAUCUUGCCGAGAGGAUAGGCCGGAAGAAAUUGCCCAAAUCUAUUUCUCCCGAAGAGGGCGACCUGUUGGAUCUAGAGCGAGAAGAAUCGAAGAGACCCAAAGGUACAGGAAAGGGAGACAAGGUGGCUCCAAAGACGGCGAAAAAUCAUCUAUGGAAGAUCUUCAUCAAGCGGGCGUUUGUGCAUACGAAGACGGACGAUGAAAUUGAACAGGACUUUGGUUGA